AUGGGAACAAAUAUUGGUAUACAAAUUCGUAAACUUUAUGAACCACAAUUAUAUCCAAAUGCAUCUGUUGUUCCACUUUUUAAACGAAUUUUUGGUAAACAUACAAAAGAAGUUUGUUCAGUUGGUUUUGAAGCAAAUCCUAUUCAUUCGAAUUAUUUAAAAGAAUUUGAAAAAUAUUGUUUAAAACGUAAAUAUCGUGUAAAAAUUUAUACAUCAACUGCUGUUAUCAAUCGAUUUCAGUGUCUUGAAAAAUGGCAACGAUUUGGUGGUUCAUGUUAUUAUCCAUCUAAUAUAACAUCAACUGCUACUGAAGCCAAUAAUACAUGCAAUAUGGCUUAUUCGAAUAAUUCUCAAUUGAUGCAGAUUCGACAUUCAAUAGAACUGUACUAUGCGGCUCAUUUUCUUAUCACCAAUAAUUUGUCUGAAUUACUAAUCGAUAUCAGUUCGCAUGUACUCAACGUGCUCGACUUUUGUUUCAACAAUAAUAUAUGUGGCAAACAUGGACGUUGUAUUAAUGGUCUAGUUGGUGUCAAAUGUUCAUGCUAUUUCUGGUCAGAUGGUUUAUUAUGUCGAGAAAUUUCCAUGAAAUUUAUACAGAUUGCAAUUGGUUUAUUCAUAAUGCUGCUUCUUAUUGUUUUAACAAAACAACCAAUUCAGCAAUAUCAACAACGUAUAAUGAAAAAACUCUUCGACCCAUGUAAGGCUUCUUCAACUGUGUCGGAUUCUAUACGAGAUGUAACAAGUAAAUUUAUGACAGAUGAACGUUCUGAAGAUACAUCGGCAUUAGAAAGGCAAUGUUCAGAUGUUCGUACAGGUCAACCCGGCGAUUAUUUAUCACCUAUUGAACCUUUCGAAACAACGAAUCGAUAUGAAACAGCUGCUCUUUGCGGCGUAAUUAUGGUUGAAAUGCUUAUGACUCUCGAACGCUUCUUUAUUGAUUUGAGUGAACUAUGGAAUUACGGUGUCCUCCGACUUCUUUUCGAACGUUCUCUACUACCUUUUCUCUACAGUAUUCGGUACUAUCCAAUAUUUGCUUCGUUACAACAAAAAAAUAUUUGUGUUCGCUUCUUUGCUUUUCUAUAUAUGAUGGGUAUUAUUGGAUAUACUAUCAUCCGUAGAAGUUCAUGCAUGGAUUAUUUACCUCUUUCAAAAAGAUUUUCAAUAUAUGAUGAAGUAAAACAUCGCAUGGAACUUGGCACUUGGAUUACUAUUUAUGGUGUACUGAAAAAUAUGCCACAAUUCUAUUUACUUUCAUAUAUAAGUGCAGAACUUACUGUUCGUUUUAUUUAUGAUUCAAUCUAUUUGAAUUAUAUGAAAAAACCAAGUGUUAAAGAACCGCCAAUGACUCCAGGUAUUGAAUUUAAUAUCCAUAAGUCGACAGGUGUGCCUCCUAACUUUCCGAAUCAUGACAGUGGGUCGUCAACAUACUGGUCACAUAUUCGAAAGGUUGUUAGUAAAAUGUAUCAAUGGAAUCCAGAUUUUCAAUUUACAACUAUUGCCACGUUUGCAUACACAUUAGCUUUUGUCUUAAUUUUCUAUUUAACAUGUGUCUUUACAUUUCAAUCUAUCAUGGGAACUAGUUCAAUGCAUUUUUUAAUAUUCUGUUUGAAACAAAUCGUUGAUAUUGGUUUUCAUAUUGCUAUCAUUUCUUCUGCGGUCCGUUUAAUUAAAGGACUUGCAUUUAAUAUUCUGCUCAUGCCUCGAAUUGACUGUAGUUAUCUUGGGCGAACAUGUGAAAAAUAUGAUGCGGAAUUUAUGGCAUAUAUUUCUUAUUUACAUAUGGAGACAACUUAUAGACCACAAAGUAAAUCUUCAGCUCAAGAAGAAAAUAUAUUAGUGUCGUACAACGAUCCUAAUCGAUCUGAAACAGAGAAAUCGAAACAGACGUUCAGACUUGAAUAUUUAUCCCGAGAGGAUUCUGAUGAGGAGGAAAGCUCCGAUCAAUUAGCUUCAGAAGCGCAGCACGACAUGCAAAGUGAUACGUCGUCGAUUUCCUUGAAAUAUUUGAGGAAUGAAUAUCUGGAUACGUUAGAAGAUUCAACACUUCAUAUGUCUAAUCAUGUACAGCAAGUACUGUCUGAUACUCAACAACUUUCAACAAAAUCAGCAACAAAAAAAUAG
Messenger RNA from Adineta steineri, 2121 nucleotides. The record is from the annotation of a GenBank genome assembly. Lineage: Eukaryota; Metazoa; Rotifera; Eurotatoria; Adinetida; Adinetidae.